This is a messenger RNA of Eruca vesicaria subsp. sativa (arugula), 255 nucleotides long. NCBI's taxonomy places the organism in Eukaryota, Viridiplantae, Streptophyta, Magnoliopsida, Brassicales, Brassicaceae. The record is from the annotation of a GenBank genome assembly.
AUGGAGAGUAGAGAAGGAGAUAAAGAGGAGAGAGUACGCAAAGUCUUAGAGUCUGGAAAAAACUCUAAUAAGAGUAAGGGAAUUGAUAUUGGAGAAUUGAGUAGUGGAGGUAAUAAAGGAAAGUUGGUAGGAAGUUUGUUGAAGGAAAAUUCAGGGAGUAAAGAAGUGAUAGAGAAGAUAAAAGGAAGUGAGGUGAAUUCAGAAAUAGAGGGUAAUGCUUUGUCUUCUUCUGGUAAAGUGAGGAGAAUAAUGUAA